ACAGCUUCAUCAGAGACAAACUCAACACAUGGAAACAGAAGAUGUGCAGCAGCUGUCAGUGAUUAAAGAAGAUGUUCCCCCUGAGCAGCAGGAGUGUAGCUCCAGUGUGGACCAGCAGGAGCCAGAGCCCCCCCCACACAUUAAAGAGGAACAGGAGGAACUGUGGAGCAGUCAGGAGGGAGAGCAGCUUCAAGGGCUGGAGGAGGCUGAUAUCACCAAGUUCCCAUUCACUCCUGUCCCUGUGAAGAGUGAAGAUGAUGAAGAGGAAGCUCAGUCCUCACAGCUUCAUCAAAGACAAACUCAACACAUGGAAACAGAAGCUGAUGGAGAGGACUGUGGAGGACCAGAACCAGCCAGGAACUCACAUCCACUUUUCCAACCAGAGACUGAAGACCAGACUGGAGACUCUUCUGAUCCUGAGAAUGACAGGGCUGAUUGGAAGGAGACCAGAGAACCUCAGUCAGCUUUAAACUCUCUGAAACAUGAUUCAACAUGUAAGAAAAAAUUCAGUUGCUCUAAGUGUGGGAAAAGAUUUAGCUUCAAGUCACAUCUGAAGCUACACAUGAGAAUCCACACAGGAGAGAAGCCUUUUAGCUGCUCUGAGUGUGGUAAAGCUUUUACUGAAAGUGGAAACCUAAAGAAGCACAUGAUAACUCACACAGGAGAAAAACCUUUCAGCUGCUCUGAGUGUCAGAGGAAAUUUAGCUUGAAGUCAGAUCUUAAGAGACACAUGAGAAUCCACACAGGAGAAAAACAGUUCAGCUGCUCUGAUUGUCAGAGAAAAUUUGGCUGCAAGUCAAAGCUGAAAGAUCAUAUGAUAACUCACACAGGAGAAAAACCUUUUAGCUGCUCAGACAGGAUCCUUUCAGAUGCUUAG
Sander lucioperca (pikeperch) is the source of this 877-nucleotide messenger RNA. RefSeq names its product zinc finger and SCAN domain-containing protein 12-like. Lineage: Eukaryota; Metazoa; Chordata; Actinopteri; Perciformes; Percidae. The coding region runs from base 29 to 877 and encodes 282 amino acids. Gene Ontology annotation, biological process: regulation of transcription by RNA polymerase II. The transcript has 4 exons. Gene Ontology annotation, molecular function: RNA polymerase II cis-regulatory region sequence-specific DNA binding; DNA-binding transcription factor activity. The record is from RefSeq and is a predicted model, not a curated record.